Messenger RNA from Phytophthora infestans T30-4, 801 nucleotides. RefSeq lists its product as uncharacterized. The transcript has 2 exons. Gene Ontology annotation, biological process: peroxisome organization. Bases 34 to 801 code for a protein of 255 amino acids. The record is from RefSeq and is a predicted model, not a curated record. Lineage: Eukaryota; Oomycota; Peronosporomycetes; Peronosporales; Peronosporaceae.
CCGAGAAGUACCUAGGUAGACAGACAGAUCGCCAUGAGCGCUAAAAGCCCCGAGGUGGUGGACGGCAUGAUCGACGACAGCUUGCUGGGUAUCCUCAUCAUCCUUCUGGUGGUCAUGCUCAGUACAGGCUACGUGUAUAUACAGCAACUACGACAGGGAGACGCGCCUCAGCGUGGAAAUGCCGCUACCAACUUGGCCCGAAUGGCACCGUCUGCUGGCGCGGCGUUGGCUUCAGCGUCUGAACGCGCCGCCAUCUCGACUGCAGGUCUCACUGACCGUCAGCUCCGUCUGCAUUUUACACUACCAAUGCGCAACGGUGCUCGCACCAUCACCAUCAGCGGUGACGCGCUGCUUAAGACAGAGAACCUCGAGGCUCUAGCAUGGACGAACGACGAGGUGCCGACACUGCUGGCAGAUCUGUCCCGUGUCGGCGACGUGUAUCUCCUGUGUAUGGUGACGGAUGCCACAAACAAGCAGAGCAUGCAACGCAUCCGUGAGUUCGUAGCGACGCAUCCUGACUUAAAGAGCAAUGACUCGACGACUGGAGGUAUCAAGGCGCACAAGAUUCUCUUCUGCGCGACGUCUAUUGGCAAGAUUGCGUUCGUGCGACAGAUUGAACCUCUGGUUCAUGUAGAAGUUGACGCUGCAGUCGUUCGUGACCUGGAGAGACACGUGCCGCGCAUUGUGCACAUCCCAACUUCACCUGAGAAUGCGGUGACGUCCACAGUUCCUAACGUGAUUCACGUGGGCGAUAGCUUCGCCGGGUAUUUCUCACUGAUCAGUUCAAAAGAACGACUAUAA